This is a messenger RNA of Maylandia zebra (zebra mbuna), 9267 nucleotides long. RefSeq lists its product as uncharacterized. The record is from RefSeq and is a predicted model, not a curated record. Lineage: Eukaryota; Metazoa; Chordata; Actinopteri; Cichliformes; Cichlidae.
UGCAUGCUUGACGUUCUGCUGGCGCUGAUGGCGGCGGGGCUGGCGGAGGGUCGCACUGAGAAGGGAGCGCGAGGAGGCGGGGGACCAGAGAGACUGAGAGAGGAGGCCCCGGCGUACCCAGCACCGACACCGCGGCAGACAAACAGGAAUCACACCGACUGCAGAAGCAGCCAGUCCCGCAGACUGACCCAGUGGAGGACGGGCGGACGGACGGAGCGUUCAGAGCCUCCUACUGGCUGUCAUCCUGUCUCCUCCCCAGCGCUCUCUUGCAGCUGCAGUACUAACAGGAUUUAGUAGCUGUCACAUGAGGGUGGUGUAGGUGCUGCUGUUCUGUAGCCUUUAAAUCGUGCAUGAGUGGUGCUAACGGAUGAGGAAGCCCCUCUCUGCCCCGUCGGUCUCUCUUUGGAUGCAGAAGUUCCCGCCUGGUUUCUGGUCCUUCUUGGUGAUAAGCUCAGUAAUUUGCUAUCACAGAGGCGUCGCUGAAACUGCCUGAAUCUAUCAUUUUAGGUGUUUCACCUGCGCUGAAAAUGUAGAUUAGCUUAAUUUUGAAGCUAUUUGGAUUUACUGACUGACCAGAAUUUAAGAAUAACAGGCUAUCUGCUCCUGAAGUAAAGUUUGGCUACAAAACAGAUUACAUGAAAAAAUGUAGCUGGAUUUGCAACCGGGAUCACACGUUUUAGCAGCUAACGCCUAGUUAGCGGCUUGCGGCGAGCAGGCAGCGGUGGCUCGGGGCUAAGUGUGCAUGAAGCAGGGGUGCUAUGGAGUACCACUCCGGUGGCAGCCAGCCCCUGCUGGGCAGACCGCGGUACUGCCCGGGUGCCAGCGUUAACGGAGGAUACCUGUGUGAGACAGGACACUGCUGCGGAGAGACCGGCUGCUGCACCUACUACUACGAACUCUGGUGGUUCUGGCUGCUGUGGACCGUCCUCAUCCUGUUCAGCUGCUGCUGUGCGUACCGACACCGUCGAGCCAAACUCAGAGUCCAGCAGCAGCAGAGACAGAGAGAGAUCAGCCUGCUGGCCUACCAUGGAGCCAACUCCUACCCCUCCUCUAUGCUGGACCUCAGUUUCUUGGCAUCCCUGAAGUUGCCUUCCUAUGAGGAGGUGGCAGCUCAGCCCUCGACUCCUCCUCCUCCUUACAGCUCCGUCUUCACCACCCCUCGAUACCCUCAACCUCCACGCACCGCCGACCCCCAUCUGCUCACACAACACGGUCCCUUGCUGCACCGGCCGCACAGCGAUGGGCCGUCCUCCCUCAGCUCAGACAACAGCUCCAGCUGUUCCUGUGAUUCCUGCUGCCCCUCCUCUCCGUGUAGCUCCUCCCUGUCGGCACCCAUUACAUAUGAGACUGACACUAGCCAUGCCUCCACACCCAGCGAAGCCACGCCUCUCACCCUUGAUGUCACCAUGGAGACCAUCUCUGCAGCUGCAACCUACUUGAAUUCAAAGGAGACGCAGGUUGCUUCUGAGAGGAUGGUCCUUGACGUUGCUGACGUAAGCGGUGCUGGAGCUCAUACAGCAGUUGCCACAAACUCAUCGGUUUCCAACCAGACUGUUACUGUGGCAGUUGUUACCAGGGCAGCCUCCCCUCAGCCUCCACCCUCACCUGGUUUUCAGCUCACCCUCCCAGUCGGGACUACAUCUCCCAUAAAGCAGCAGCUUGACAUAGCACCAUGUACCCCAAUAGUCAGCACCUGUAGCUCAAGUACACUCCCUAGUCCAAAUGUUGUUGACACAGCACUCCCCUCCAUCCAAAUAAUACAAAGCCCAGCAAUGGACACCAAUACUGUCCAAAACGAUACCCCAAAGAUUCCCUUAAUGUCAAGGCUUCCUACCCCAACUGCUUCUGACUCUUCUAUAACCAUAAAAUCACUGGAAACACUAAAUUUAACAAGGACUUUUGAUACAGUCAGUUCUCCUAAUAGCCCAGCCUCAGUUCCAUCACCAGAUGCUGGAAGAACUUUGUCUCCAAUAGCAAGCUCUGUUUCUGGUUGCCUAACUCCUGACCCAACUCUUGUACCAAUUCCAUCACCUACAAAGCUUACCCAGUCUCCAGUCCAAGAACAUACAAAGUUUACACAAGGUCAGGAACCACAAUCACUAUUUCUAAAGCUUACACAACCUCCAGAUUUGGUAACUUCAGAUCAUAUCCUGCUUCCAAAUCCACAGCCUAAAGCUGGGGUAGUUGCAGAUUCACCAGUUAAUAGCCUUCUGUCUCCAAGGCAUGCAAAUCUUGCCCUAGUCACAGAUGCAGCACCAACUUUACCCAUCCUAACUCAGUGCCAGAACCUAGAACUAUCACCUGGAUCAGGUUUAGUCGAGGGUCAUCCCAGCCCUGGGUCACACUUAUCCCAGCAUUUAGGGUCUAUUGCUGUUUCAACAUCUUGCCUGGAUUCAACUGCAGAAACAGAUCAUUCAGGUCAUUCUCUGGUCCCGCCUCGAUUGUCUGAGUUUGACCAUAUUCCUCCAUUGCCUUCAAAUGCCCAGGCGUGUUUUAGUUCUGGUUCUUGUUCUGGAUUUGAAUUGCGCCCUGGGGCUGGUUCUGAGUCUGAGCCUCUGUCCACCCCUACACCACUUCUCACUUUCUCAGAACAAGUGUCCACUGCUUCCCCCUGCCCAGCUAUAACCAUAGAGUCUGAAUCUUCUUAUGCUACUUGUCAGUCACCCCUUGCGACUCUCUCCCCAUCCUCACCCCCAUCCCUUUCUACUUCUCCUCCUCCUCCCCUAACUCUUCAAGCCCUUUCUUCCACCUCCCUUCCUGCUCCAGCCUUACUUCUGGACCCCCUUACUGCUUUCCACCAGUCUGACAAAGGUGGAUCUUCCUCUGGCCACGCAUCCUCCCUCUCACCAUCACCUCGUGCUACUCAGUCUCCACCAAAACAGACUCUGUUUUCCCCCUGCGUGGAUGUCUUUGAGCCAGGACCACCCAGUUGGGAGAAUGAGGACGAGGACCAGGAGGAGAAGGACAAUGACGAAGACGACGAUGAGGACAUGGGAGCUGAUGAGAGCCAGUAUAGACACCGGCGACUCACAGGUGACUCUGGGAUCGAGGUGUGCAGGUGUCGAGUAGAGGAGGAGGAUGAAGAGGAGGAGGAGGAAGGUGGCAGGAGAGGAAAUGGAGGGGAGAGAGAUAAAAGAAAUAGUGACUCUGAUCUCCAUGACAGUGUGGACUGCCCUGCAAGGGGUCAGGUGACCACAGAGGAAGGACUUACACUGUGUACUCCGACCGCCACCACAACACCAACAUCUGAGGACAGCGGCGAAGUCGUCAUUGUCAUGGAGACAGUGUGACUGACAUAAGUAGGGUCAUUUGCCAUCCAGACAGGGGUUCCAGACAACAAGAACUGAUCGAUAGUGUUUACCCUUAAAUCUUUCUGUAACUGGAAAGGCUUUAGUUAAAUGUGAUUUUGACUGAGGAUAAAAUAGGUCCCGUUAAUAGGCAUGCACAAUUUUUAGAUGGCUGACUUGAGAGUUUCUUAAAAUGAGUUGGAAUCAUAAAGAGUCCUUGUGCCAACUUUUGACAUAUCCAGGUACAAGAGCGGUUUUCACUCAAAUACCAUGCAAUGUUGGAGAAGUUUUAGGACUACCACACUGCAGAGCUGUUGUCAGCUAGGUGGGCCCCAUCUCCCUAAUUUUAUCUCAUUUAGAUGGUGCUGCAAAAGCGGCCUCUAAAAUUUCUACCCAUCCAUUAUUACUUCAUUUUGGACAGUUGCCUAUUUAUGAAGAAAAUCUAUAUCUCUAACAAAGAUUAUGGAGCAUUAUCUGAAGCACCCAAUCGUAAAGGAUCUGCACAUCCAUUAAGUGGCGUUCACAGUUACAGGAAAGUCUUUGUAAAGUGGGAACUAAACCCUAAAAUCUAAUCUGUGGUAUUGAACAAUAGGUUUUUUUAGCUUUUGAAAGUUGUUCUCCUGAGCUUUGGCAUCCAGGGCAAAAGAAAAACUGACACAAAACUUGAAACUAGCAAAAAUAUAGUUUUCUUUAUUCAAAACAUUAGGGUUACAGUUAGAGUUAACCUUAACUCUGAUUGUAGGAUCGUCUUGAGGUUGACGUUUUCAGUUCCAACGUGAUUUUAACUCAUGUACAUUGGAGGCUUUCACAACAGAUGGAGUAAUUUGUUAGCCAGCAACAAAAAUUGUAAACACAAAGUAAUUGAUGACAUUAUUAGUUUCCAUUAAACAAAUAACCAUCUCAGUCAUGGUUUGGUUGUGACAGCAGAUGGACAUGCCAUUAAAUAUCUACAAAACAUAUGCUGCAUGCAGUCAUCAAACACUUGAUGAUAAUUGCUAAUAAUUUUGGUUUCUACUUCAAGUUCAUUUUUCUAACCAUGUUUGCACAGCAAGUUGCAUGAAGGCAAACAGUCAGGGAUUGGAUUUGUGUAAUUUUACUUGCAAAACCACAAAAUCAUUAGCUUUUAGGCUUUUGCUAGCCUAAGUUUUGGUGCAUUUGUAGACCAAUGACUCAUGGGCAGAAGUAGUCUUGAUACAGACUUUUGUUGGCUACACCAGAAACCUUAAAAAGUGGUUGUUUCCCCCAAAUUCAGCAGACUAGCAGAUUAAUGCUGUUUUAGUGAUGCAGAGGAUUUAAAUGCUCAGAGAGAAACUCAGCCGAUCCGAUGACUGUCACAAUUCGUCAUUAAUACUGAAUUAAGACUGCACAGAUUGUCGCUGUAGAUUGCAUCACACCCCUCACAGAAAUUAUGUUGUCCACGGUUAAUAAAAAAAAAUAAGGAACUUUAAAUAGUUGGACAUGUAGCCAGAGAUGCCUCGCUCGUCUUGGGGGAUGACGUAGGUUUGGCAAUGUGCUGGGGACAAAUUGGCUGGUUUGGAAUUGAAGAGAGGCUGAUGUAGGCGGAUGAUUCACGCUGACUGACAGCAGGAAAGCUGAUUCAUUCAUUAAGGGGACGUUUUUGAUGAAAAAGUCUGUCAGAAGGGUAGAAUUAGGUGGGUCGCUUUUUUUAUUUUUCAUUUACUUUUUUCUGUUGAUGUUUUUUUUUUCCUGCGAUCCUGAUUGUGUGUAGAAGAUUUUCGGGGUGGACAGGAUCGGCAGGCUUCCUGUGCGUCAGCCAUUCAACAGAGAAAAGCUCUUACAUAAAUAAACGCAAACAAUGGGUACGUUUAGAGAGAAACAAAGCGCCAAACACAGCAGAGACGAAACACGUCAUGGUUCCCGUCUUGCCUUCUUUGCCUCUUUCACUGAGUUUGAGGUCAGAUGAUACAAUACAUCUAAACAGUAGCAUCUUGCUUUACGCUUCAUGCACCUCUUAUUCAUAGACAACUCUCCUUUGUCCUGGUAAAAUGGGAUCAAGUAAAUGUAUUCCAAUCAACGUUUUGCCAGUAAGUCAAGAUAUUUUAAGGCCUUAGAAAUGAUGCCCCACAAUCUGGCUAGAACUGUGAUUUAUUUUUUUGGCAGCGGUUGGUACCAAUUAAUGUUUCGUACACUCUUCACAUAAUAAACAUGUCAAUAUUGAUAUUUUGUGACAAAAAGACUUGAAGGUAGAGUAUAUUUUGUCAGUGACACAGAAUAAUGUUUGUAUAGUAAUGGCUAAUGUGUUUAAAGUCACCUUAGAGUGUGAAAUUAGUGAAAAGCAAUAUUUUUCAGCAAGAGUCUGUGUGUAAAUAGCCAGAGAGAGAGCUGCAGAAUAACCACCUCUGAAAGGCUUCAUAGUAAGAAUGCAUCAUCAUUGAUUGUAAAAUCUGUAAGGUUUGGAUUUCUACUGUGGUUCAAGCAAAUUCUGCCUACCUUUGUCUGUGUUUUCUUUUCUUUUUCACCUGACAGCAGUAGAAUAAUUGUGCAGUUUUAAGGACACAAGUAAUUUCCAACGCGCUUGAUGGAAGUGCGCCAUCACACAUUUGUGAGACUCUGUGUGUCGGUGUAUAACAUCAAGUCGAAUGCAUACAAUUCAAAAAUGUAUACUGUCACUUUGUUAUCUUGUGUUGUAGCAUUGUAGCGCAUGGAUUCUUAAAACUGAACUGGUUGGAGCACAAAGGGUGAGAUGCCUUCAUAUCUGCUCCCACAAAGUGCACUUGUUUUUGCAGCCUGUUAAUGUUAGCUGCGUUUGAAAGUUUUCACAGACGUGUGUUAAAUUUGCAGUGUGUUGGAAAGUGUGUUGACUCCAAUAAGAGAACUAGUGCACAGUGGUGUUAUUGGAUCGUACUGGCAGGUGAAUGCUUAAACCAGAACUCUUAAAGGUUGGAAUGUUUAACUGUUGCCUAAAAAAAAGCAAAGACAUGAGAAUGGUCAGGUCCCCAUGGUGCAGGGUUCACCUGGUGAUAUCCUUAAAUCCUGUGUCCAUGCUGCAUUACAACAUGUAUUUCACGUACUUCAUGUACAACUUUCUUGGCAGAGGUGUCCAUACGGAUACCUCUCACAAUAUACGACGCUGUCAUGGACAGAAGCAGUGUCCCACCAUACAAAGGACAUGGCGAAGCAGACUGUUUUGGUAGCCAACGUACAAAAGACUGGAUUAAUACUUGGAUCAGUGUGCAUAUAUCUGGUUUUGAACCUGGACUUAUGUGAGUCUGAACGGAUUCAUCUUAUGGAUUGAGAUCAAAGAGUUUGCCGUGGCUGACGGACCUCCAGAAAGUUCAAGGAUGACAACAAGCCGUUGAUGUUGUGGUAAAUGUUGUUACUGGUGGUGUUUGUUUUUUUUGUUUUGUUUAUUAAUUUUGGUUUGUUUUGAAGUUUUUUGUAUACCUGAACUAAUAAGGUUAUAUAUAUCUCCAUGGUUAAUGAGUGCUAUUUCUACUUGACAACUGUUACUACUUAGCAUUAGCUAGAGCUGUUCUCGCUCUGUGUGUGUGUAUGUGUGUGUGUGUUUGUGUGGACUUUUGACCAGAAUGACUGGGGAAAUGUUGCCUGAAAUCUGUCUGCAAGCCCGGGUUCCCAAAGCUGUGGAGCUCUUUAAUCUGCCUUACAAUUCCUUAGUCACACAAGCCAAGAGACCACUUGGCGAACCUUGGCAAGGUCCAGUCAGUAUGUAAAAAUAUGCAUUCCCAACCAGAUGUGGAGUAUUUGUUGGAGGUAACUCAUUGAAAUUGAUCACAAACAGCAACAGAAAUCUCCUUGUGAUGUCUUUGAUUGUUAGCAGAUUGCAGCAGUUUCCUGUAGUUUAUACUGAAGAUGCAGACUUGUCUGCAAACAGUUGCAAACUACUCACUGGUGGUUCUGAAGGUCUGAAGAGUGCAACAUGGGGCUGAAAUAGAAACCAUUGAUACCAUCUUGUUUGAAAGGGCAUAACUUUUACUUUGGAGGGAAACAAUCUUAUUAAACUUUAUGUUGCACUUUUCAUUUUCGAAGCCACUCAGUGAUAAGUGUUUGCAGAUAAUUCUGCAUCACGCAACCACUGCAAUCUCCUAGCAACCAAAGCAAAGGCAAGAAGGUUUUAGACUCAACAUCAUCUCUAUCUUGUGACUUAUUUUACCAAGCAGCAUCAAGCAGCCACCUGGCAACCGUUUGGGGAAUACACAUUUUUCCCUGGUAACUAGUGGUUACCAGAAGUCACUUGCCAUUGUUAAGCCACUUGCAACCAGUUGGGAAAUGCUAAAUAUUUCCUUGCAACCAGGAGUUGCCAGUCAGUGUCAAAGAGUCUCUAGAGCUGUGUGAUUGUGACUUUAGAGCUGUGACAUGUAGACCAUCAAGAGUUUUUACUGAAGCUCUUGGAAGCCAACAUGGUAACUGUCUCCUUUGGCGUUUUGGGGAUAAAAUCUUCGACCCAUUGUACCCAGUCUCCUUGAAUGUGAGGCUAAUUUUAGAACUGAAUAACUUUUGGAAACCCCAGUCUCUGUCUUUUUGUUAGAGUUAAACCGGGACUUAUCAUUUUCAUCAGAUGUUAACAAGUGUUCUCUUGCACUGAAGAGUUUUACAUUUACUAGCACGUUGACAGGUUUUGCAUCGACAGGUCACAUGUUUGUAGUGUCACAAUAUGUUAUUUUAAACUUUUUGCUCAAACAGAGUCAAAAAGUAUCCAUGUAAAAGCAUUUAAGUUCCUGUUUUUCUCUGACUCCAUACAUUUGAGGUAGUGUAACCAUUAAAGGGAACUGAUCACCUACCCAGCCCAUUGGCUAACCACUGAAAUGGUUUUUUUCUUAGACCAUUUUAUAAAAGUAUACCAUAGUUGCUGUAAUCUUACUCUGUGGUUCCUUAUCUUAAAGGCCAUACCAUCUUGUUAUUUUAGCUCAUCUGGCCAAAGGAUCGUUGAACUUUGACCAUGUUGAGGCAUCUGCCUUCUCUUAAUAGUUCACAAGAAUCUCUACUCUUCCUGAAGUAUUUGCGAAGUUUUAGUGGAACUUGCACAAAAUGAUCAACUAAUGUGUCUUCACCUAAACUGUACUUAAGGUCAAGAUCAGUUUGUUAUUUUCAAGUUAAUAAGCAGUGAAUUGUGAUGGAUUGUAAGCCAGAUGACCUAUUGCGUCAUUGACAUUCUGGCUGAAGUCAGAAGAGACCAGGUUUAUUUAACUUCUGGAGAAAGACGCAUGCUUGUUUGAUGAUUACGUGAAGAUUGUGGGCGAAUGUUACAAGCUAAAUUCUGUAUUCUCAUCAUAACUUCUCAUCAGAGUUGCUAAUGGUGGGGGCUAUAAAUGGAAGUCCAUCCUGAGAUCCAGGAGCAGGAGCUAUUUGGAGGCAAUGAAUCAUGUUUUAAUUUUUGGGGUGACCUGUUCUCUUUAUGUAAAACUGCCUACAUUGAUGCUAACAAAAGACUAAAUUUGGAACUAAAGUCUGAUGACCAAAUGUUUGGUCAUGGUCAUGGUACAGUCAGUAUUUGGUCAUGCAGAGUCUGUACCCUGUUAUUAUUAUCUUACCCUGUGAAACAAACACAGAUCUUAACAUGACUAGAGUCCGUUUAGAUUUUUGAAUAACCAAAUUUCUCUCUUUUUGGCUCUUUGAUCAAUUUUCACUUUUUGGACGAUGCAACUGUAAGCAGCUUCACCUGUGGUGUAUAGCAAAAUUAUUUAAUUUUCUGAAAGUGUUGUUGUUCCUUCUAUUGUAGGGAUCCAUCCCUCUGUCUAAAGGAUGCUAUGCUCUUCUAGUAAUCUCUUCUGUCCUUCCUGUAUGCAUGAGGUUUGUCGGCGAUGUCGAAAGAAGCACCGAAGAGAUUAGUUGUUAAAACCCAUUAAUAUUACAAUGGCAACGGAGCUAAUUAGUAGUAAUACUAAAUUAAUAGCUAGCGUGUAUGUAUGAGUGUAUGUGUGUGUGAUCCAACUAAACCAGCCUGUUCUAAAAGUGUGUGAAAAUAUACUGAAUAAACUGUCAAAUCUAAAAAAAAAAAAAA